UGUCACAGUGGUGAGUGGAACCUCGUUUCAACAUGAACUCCCUCCAAGCCUUUUUACUUGUGGCCUUCUGCCUGUCUGUUGCCCAGGCUGGCAUUGACUACAAAGCCCUGUGGCAGUUCAGAGACAUGAUCCUGUGCACCAUGCCUGACAGCUGGCCCGUGAUUGAGUACACUGACUACGGCUGCUACUGUGGCAAGGGGGGUUCUGGGACCCCUGUGGAUGAUCUGGACAGGUGCUGUGAAGUGCAUGACCAGUGUUACACUGAUGCCAUGCAGCACAGCGAGUGCUGGCCCAUUUUUGACAACCCCUACACCGAGAUCUACAGCUACAAGUGUGACAAGGCCACCAGGAAGGUCACCUGUGAGAGCAACAACGAUGAGUGUGAGAUGUUCAUCUGCGACUGUGACAGGAAAGCUGCCGAUUGUUUCGCCACGGCCAGCUACAACCCUGAGAACAAUCACCUUCCCAGCGACCGCUGUCAUUAAAAGUUUCUGUAGUUCAUUUAGUCACCGGACAAGCCACUUGCUCAAAAACUACAAUUACCAAAAACUACAAUUACCAAGAAGUUUACUAGACCCUCAAGCCAGAAAAUAUGUUACCUUGCCUUUUGAGUUUGACAUCUAAAUCUACCUCUCACUGUUACAUUUACAUAUUUAGCAGACGCUCUUAUCCAGAGCGACUUACAGUAAGUACAGGGACAU
Molecule: messenger RNA, 701 nt
Organism: Osmerus eperlanus (European smelt)
Lineage: Eukaryota; Metazoa; Chordata; Actinopteri; Osmeriformes; Osmeridae
Product: phospholipase A2-like
Exons: 4
Coding region: 33-485 (150 amino acids)
Biological process (GO): lipid catabolic process; phospholipid metabolic process; arachidonate secretion
Molecular function (GO): calcium ion binding; phospholipid binding
Source: RefSeq, a predicted model, not a curated record